This is a messenger RNA of Electrophorus electricus (electric eel), 1346 nucleotides long. RefSeq names its product developing brain homeobox 2 (gene dbx2). Gene Ontology annotation, biological process: regulation of transcription by RNA polymerase II. The record is from RefSeq and is a predicted model, not a curated record. Lineage: Eukaryota; Metazoa; Chordata; Actinopteri; Gymnotiformes; Gymnotidae. Gene Ontology annotation, molecular function: DNA-binding transcription factor activity, RNA polymerase II-specific; DNA binding.
GCUAGGAGCACUCAUGGGCAAAAGAGGGAACAGAGUUAUUGUUUUCCUUCUGCUUUUUAAUGAAGUUUACCCUUUUGGUCUUUCAGAAAAAUGCCAGUAGUUUGGGAAAACUUUGCAAAAAGCUCUGGAUCUCACUCAGAAGGAGCGAAUUCAUGAAGAAGGGGGGAUUGGGACGUAAUGGCUGCAUCUUCGUCACAUCAUCCUGGAUUUGGCCACUCGGGGAAGAGUUUUCUUAUUGAUAAUUUGCUGCGUCCCAGCAAUAAAUCACGCACUCCCCAAGUCAUACCUGCUGCCACCCAGAAAAGGUGCCUCUCCAGGUUGGUGUGUGAACCGGUGGGACUGCUUCCAAGGAGCACAUGGGUCUGCUCACAUGGGACUCAGCAGAGUAAUAGCCAGGACAUGGAGAGAGAGCCACAAGCAGCAGUGAUCAGUGUUGGGCUGCUGUGUGCUUCUCCUCUCCACACAUGCUGCGGUGCCUCCAGUCCACUCAUGGGCUCACCUACUCUCCUCUCCACAGAACAGACAGCCCCUGCUGUGUGGAGCUCGGGUUCCUGUCCUAAGACCCACAGGGGGAUCCUAAGGAGAGCUGUGUUCUCUGAGGAGCAGAGGAAAGAACUGGAGAGAACAUUCCGCAGACAGAAAUACAUCAGCAAGACAGACCGCAACAGACUGGCCAUGGAACUCUGCCUGAAGGAGACACAGGUGAAGAUCUGGUUCCAGAACCGCAGGAUGAAGUGGAGGAACACUAAGGAGAGAGAGAGACGGAGCGUGCGCCCACCCAUGGAAGAGCUGCUGUUCCGAAGCCUCCCAGAGGGAGAGGAGGACACCACACACAUGCACUCUCUCCACUGAGAACCAUAAGACCCUCACACAUGCCCAACGCCUACUGACAAACACACUCUCACCCACUUGUAAAUUUGCCUGCUCAGAAGAUGUUUGUUUUGACAGCCACAGCAGAACUUAAUUCCUGUUUGCAGUUUUCUUUAGUCCUCUGCAUGACUUGUUGUAUAUGACUGUGCAAUUUUGUUGAAUUUAAUGACAAAGCAGUUCAUUGUACUAUUUUAUAACUGAAAAAUACAGGCUCUUUUGUAAUAAGGUUAUAAGUGUAAUAUGUGUUUGUGAAUAGUAAAAUGCCAAUAUGACCACAUUUAAGUGGCACUGUUGUAGGAACGUAUAAUUGUCAUAAAAUCCAUGUAUAAUACCGUAGAAACAAUAACAAUGGAAGCUAAGAAUGUGCAUUCUGAUUUAGAUAUACGUUUUAUUUGUAUCUUUAAAAUAAGAUAAUGUAAUCUCACAUGUACCUAGUGCUUCAUAAUGUAAAGAAAAGAUAAAAAAUAGACAUUGAA